AUCAACAAAUGAAAAGCAAGAGAAAUAUGUAUGUGUGUUUCCAUUAUUUAAGGGAUAGAGAGAGAGAGAGCCCUGGUGGUGAGAUGCCAUACUGUUCAAAUAAAGCUGCCAUGUUAGCUAUAAAGUUUUCUGUGAGUGUCAGUGAUGGUGGUAGUAGUGGAGCUCGGCCAGUGUAACAAUCACCGUCGACGAUGGCUGACGUAAACGGAGUGCAGCCCGAGUCGCCUAGGAAAAGGCUCAGACAGGAGCCCUCCAACAAGGUGUCAGUGGUACUAGGGGCACAAUGGGGCGACGAAGGCAAAGGGAAAGUGGUGGAUAUGCUGGCAGGGUCAUCGGACGUUGUGUGCAGGUGUCAGGGAGGCAAUAAUGCUGGCCACACUGUUGUGGUUGGAGAUGCUGAGUAUGACUUCCAUAUCCUCCCUUCUGGCAUUAUCAACUCUUCUGCUGUGUCUGUCAUAGGGAAUGGUGUUGUGGUGCAUCUUGGUCAGAUGUUUGAGGAGAUACAGAAGAAUGAGACAAAGGGACUAAAGGAUUGGCAGAAGCGACUCAUAGUAUCUGAAAGGUCUCACAUUGUCUUCGAUUUCCAUCAGAGUGUAGAUGGAUUGCAAGAGCAGGAACGUUCUAAGGACAGCUCUGGCACAAAAAGUCUGGGCACUACCAAGAAAGGUAUUGGCCCAUGCUACUCAAGUAAAGCUGGAAGACAUGGGCUUCGCAUGGCAGACCUCUUGGGAGACUUCAGUGUGUUCGAGCAAAGACUAAGGAAUUUGGUCGACUCACACAAGAGAAUGUUCCCAGAGUUGACAGUGGAUGUUGAAGAAGAAGUUAGAAAGUACAAAGGUUAUGCUGAGCGAAUGCGACCCUUAGUUGCCAAUACAGUUGCUUACAUUCACAAGUGUCUUCAGGGUGAUAAGAAAGUGUUGGUUGAGGGAGCCAAUGCAGCCAUGUUGGAUAUUGACUUUGGCACUUACCCAUAUGUAACCUCCAGUAACUGCAGCAUUGGUGGUGUAUGUACCGGGCUUGGCAUUCCGCCUCAGUAUAUUGGUGAAGUGUAUGGUGUUGUAAAGGCUUAUACCACCAGGGUAGGUGUUGGAGCCUUCCCCACCGAGCUUGAUGAUGACAUUGGAAAGUUAUUGCAGAAUCGUGGAGCUGAAUUUGGAGUGACUACUGGGAGGCCAAGACGAUGUGGCUGGUUAGAUGUAGUGCUGCUGAGACAUACCAAUAUGGUGAAUGGUUAUACUGCUAUUGCUCUUACCAAGCUGGAUAUAUUAGAUGUAUUGAAAGAAAUCAAGAUUGGUGUUGGCUACUUGAAAAGAAAUGGAGAGAAAAUGGAACAUUUUCCAGCAAACAUGGGUGAGCUGGAGGACAUAAAAGUUGAGUAUAUCAUCAUGCCAGGAUGGCAGCAAGAUACUGCUCAGUGCCGAACUUAUGAAGAGCUUCCACAAAAUGCACGUAAUUAUGUUGAAAAAAUUGAGGAACUUGUCUGUGUACCAGUCAAGUGGAUUGGUGUUGGAAAAUCACGAGCCUCCAUGAUUACCAUCUUCUAGGAGUUGAAGUCUUGUAGAAAGAAAGUUGGAAAUAAGAGUCCCCCACAGAGGGCCUGCAGUGUUAGUGAAGUUGAGACAGAUAGUUUUAUGUAUGUUCAACAGAAAAGUUCACCUACGAAUUGAAGAUAAAACUCGGAAUUAAAUUAACGUGUUCAAGAUUUUGGCAGUUUCAUUUAAAACUGUGUCACUUGGGAGAGAAUUUCACACACACACACACACACACACAAAAACACACACA
This is a messenger RNA of Homarus americanus (American lobster), 1782 nucleotides long. RefSeq names its product adenylosuccinate synthetase isozyme 1 A-like (gene Adss). Gene Ontology annotation, cellular component: cytoplasm. NCBI's taxonomy places the organism in Eukaryota, Metazoa, Arthropoda, Malacostraca, Decapoda, Nephropidae. The transcript is spliced from 10 exons. Gene Ontology annotation, biological process: IMP metabolic process; 'de novo' AMP biosynthetic process. The record is from RefSeq and is a predicted model, not a curated record. Bases 192 to 1544 code for a protein of 450 amino acids. Gene Ontology annotation, molecular function: adenylosuccinate synthase activity; GTP binding.